Brassica napus (rape) is the source of this 2638-nucleotide messenger RNA. Its product is annotated as transcription repressor MYB6. Bases 1645 to 2529 code for a protein of 294 amino acids. The record is from RefSeq and is a predicted model, not a curated record. Lineage: Eukaryota; Viridiplantae; Streptophyta; Magnoliopsida; Brassicales; Brassicaceae. The transcript has 2 exons.
ACUCCUACAAUCAAAUGACGUACGUGUCUUGGAGAAAACAGACUCAUGAAUCAUGAUUACCCAGUUAUUUAUUAGCAAAAUGAAUUGUAUUACAUCAUUCUAACUUCAUGUUGUCAAAUUGAUACCAGAAUUGCCCAACAAUUACCUCUAUUUUUUUUUUAGUUUUUUUUAAUAGAAAAUUUAAAGAUUACCAAGUGGUCUAUUCCAUCAGUUUACUCUUGAUUAGGGUUUAUCAAUAAAUAAAAAAUAUUUAACUAAAAGAAAGAAAGGCUGCCAGAUAAGUACUACUUUAUAGUAUAAUGGAAAACCAAAACAAAUGUGGUAUAGUUAAAUAUAUGUAGCUUCAUCAAUACGAAGAUUUUACAUGAUAUGGUAAUUAACAGCGAUGGAUUAGUACUAUAUAUUAUGUUAAUUAACCGCUUUUCGACACCCAUAUAUUGAUUAGUUUAUUAUUACAGUUAACUUGACGGAUUCAAACAAACGAUUGCGUUAAAGACAUAUAUUAAGCUUGACCGUACGUGGCUUACUUGAGCGGAAGUGUUAUUUGGAAGCUCCAAGGAUUGUUCUAAUUCCUCUCAUGCUCCAAUUUUCUAGUAGUUGCGAUUAGGUCGGAAAAUAUUGCAAUCGUGCUCCUUACUUUACCUCUUAGUUUAACUAUUAUGUUAGUAAAUGAAACGUAUUUACUGAUAGAUAGUACGUAUACUAGUCAUGGAUUCCAAUAUUCAAACUACCAAAAGUAACGCAUUUGCAAAAACCCUUUCACAUGAUAAGUUGAUAACGAUCAUGUGGGAAGCCUAUAAUCUUUUUGUUCAUAUCAGUUUAGGUCAAAAUUUAAACACGGGUUCUAAAGAUUUAUCACCGCAAAGAAAGCUUGAUCCAUUGGCGGUGGAAGAUCGAGUUCUAGUAGCCUUUUAAUAAAUUCGUUUGAAAAAAGAAGAAAAUAAAUUAAUAAUAUAUUAAAGGUACAUAUUUGAUGAUCUUAAUACUCUUGUUGAUUGUUUGUAGAGUUAAUGAUACUCUGCUGCAUUUUUUUAUUUCUAUUUGGUUUUACUAGUCUACUUCAUUUGCCAUAUCAUACUGCGUUUAUGCGUAUUGAAUUUUAGUUUACAAAGGUGCGUGAUCAUGUGCACAACUAAUCUAAAAUCCAAUGGGUCAUUCUAUAUUAAGUAAUGAUCCAAAGAUAAUAUAUCUACUAUUCUUCUUACCAAUGAGUCAAUGACUCAGGCCAUGUAUGUUGAAGUCUAGUUACUAAUCAAAACUUAAAACUCUGUAUAAUUUAGCAAGUUAGCGUCUUAUAAAGAACAUAUAGUAUUAAACCAUUCCAUUAAACUACAUUGAUAAUUACAGGAACCAUGCAUGCAAUGUAUGACAAUCAUUAAUCAGAAAACAAGUUAAAUAGAUACAUGAAUGGAUUUUUUUUCCUUGUCAAGGAAAGUGACGUGAACUGCUAAUGUCUCUAAAACAGGCUUUCAUUUGAAGACACGCAGAGAAAAAGAGAAACAACACAAGUUUGGUUAAUCAUAUUAGAUUAAUUAUCCGAAAAAGAAAAUAAAACUGCCCAGGGAAAAUUAAUUAAAUAGUGACCCUGGUGGUUUAUUAACACCAAGAGUCUUAGCUUGUAUGUUGCAUAUAUAAAUUAGGAAGAUGAGUGAGAAGUGGGAAAUGAAAAGAGAUGAAAUGGGACAUCGAUGUUGUGGGAAGCACAAAGUGAAGAGAGGGCUUUGGUCUCCAGAGGAAGACGCCAAGCUUCUUCGUUAUAUCACCACUCAUGGUCAUCCUAGUUGGAGUUCUGUUCCCAAGCUUGCCGGAUUACAGAGAUGUGGGAAGAGUUGUAGAUUAAGGUGGAUAAACUACUUGAGGCCUGAUCUGAAGAGAGGAUCCUUUACCGCGGAGGAAGAGCAGACUAUCAUUGAUGUUCAUCGUAUUCUUGGUAACAAAUGGGCUCAAAUUGCUAAGCACUUACCAGGACGCACUGAUAAUGAAGUGAAGAACUUUUGGAACUCAUGCAUUAAGAAGAAGCUUCUUUCUCAAGGCUUAGAUCCUUCCACUCAUAACCUCAUGCCUUCACACAAAAGAUCUGCUUCUUCUUCUAGUAAUAAUACACCUAAGCCAAGCAAGACGAAGUCCAUCAUGACAAACCCUACUUUUGAUCAAUCAACCACAACUUUCUCAAUCACAAACGUCAAUCCUUACUCUUCCAAUAAACCAAACAAAGUUAAAUCUCCUAACCAGACUACAAUCCCCUCCCAAACCGUGAUCCCUAUCGACCAUACCAUGUCAAGUCUUUUAAAUGAUGAAAAUAUGAUUCCUAACUGGUCAAAUGUUGAUGGAAUGGCACCAAUCCACGAAGAAGCUCCCAUGUUUUCAAGUGAAAAGGCAGUGAUGGGUGUUGAAGAUGAUGAUCUCAACAUGGACAUUUUGUUUAAUACGCCUUCUUCUUCUACAUUUGAUCCUGAUUUUGGCUCCAUGUUUUCUUCAGCAAUGUCUAUGGAUUUCAAUCCCAUGGAUGAUCUUGGCUGGACCUUUUAGUUUUACUUUACAAUUUUUUUUUAAUUUUCUAAAAUGUAUAUAAUUUGUACGAAUAAGUUCCACUUGUUGUUGUCACUAGUUUUGAAAGCUGAAAGAGAUUUUACCAAAA